This is a messenger RNA of Helianthus annuus (common sunflower), 1758 nucleotides long. Its product is annotated as probable uridine nucleosidase 2. Gene Ontology annotation, cellular component: cytosol. Gene Ontology annotation, biological process: purine nucleoside catabolic process. Gene Ontology annotation, molecular function: purine nucleosidase activity. NCBI's taxonomy places the organism in Eukaryota, Viridiplantae, Streptophyta, Magnoliopsida, Asterales, Asteraceae. The coding region runs from base 676 to 1635 and encodes 319 amino acids. The transcript is spliced from 12 exons. The record is from RefSeq and is a predicted model, not a curated record.
UUUAACCCAGCUCUCCACCACCAUUACCACUAACCACCAUCUUCUUCACACUAUCACUGACCCCAUACCACCACCAUAAGAAAAGCAACCUCUUCACCACCACUGUCAGAAACGACGCAGGCGACGGGAUUGGGUGGUCGGCGACGGGAUUUGAGUGACAAUCCAUCGAAUCGAUCUCAUUCUCUACCUCUAGAUCCGAGUUAAGCAAGUGAUAGGAUUUGAUGGUCGGCGGUCAUUGAAAACCCAAGAUCUGAUUUCAGGUGGAAAAUCAUCGGAGCGAUUGAUUAAUUUGUUGGUAUAAUGUUGAUUGAUUAAUUAGUUAUAUAUGAACAACAAAAUGGAUGUAUGGAUAUUUCAAUUUUCACAAAGCACCAUCAGAUGCUAAAUACUAAACAGAAACCCCUUUUGAGCCAUAAAUGGUGAAUGACCAACACUUAAGAUCAAUCACAUGAUCGAAGUUCAACUUGUCUAACCUGUAAAACACGAAGCUCUCCACUGAGAUUUAUCAGACAUCUGAAUCAAUCACAAGAAUUUGUACCUGUUUCCCGUCGCCGGCCACAACACAUAUUCACCGGACUCUAUUUUUGUGAUUCAGAAACUAUUCUGUUCUACCACAUCCUGCAGAAAACGUCUUCAUCUAUCUCAAACAACUUCGUCAAAGUUUGAUCAAUUUCAAUGGCGGAACCGAAGAAGAUAAUAAUUGACACAGAUCCUGGCAUCGAUGAUGUUAUGGCAAUAUUUCUGGCUUUGAGGUCACCAGAAGUUAAUGUGAUUGGGCUUACAACUAUUUAUGGCAAUGUUUACACCACUCUUGCCACUAGAAAUGCAUUACAUUUGUUGGAGGUUGCUGGAAGAACAGAUAUCCCUGUUGCAGAAGGAUCUCAUGUUAGUUAUGUGAAAGCAACGAAGCUUCGAGUUGCAGACUUUGUUCACGGGGUAGACGGGCUCGGAAACCAGAACUUCCCGCAGCCGAAGUCAAAACCGAUAGAAAAGUCAGCAGCAGAAUAUUUGGUGGAGCAAGCUCGUCUUUACCCUGGAGAAAUCACUUUGGUCGCAUUGGGUCCCCUUACCAACAUCGCCUUGGCCAUUGAACUCGACCCCGCCUUCACCAAAAACAUUGGACAGAUUGUUCUUCUUGGUGGUGCGUUUUUAGUAAACGGGAAUGUGAAUCCAGCUAGCGAGGCUAAUAUUUUUGGUGAUCCGGAAGCUGCUGAUAUUGUGUUUACUUGCGGUGCUGAUGUGUUGGCUAUUGGGCUCAAUGUUACUCAUCAAGUUAUUCUUACAGAUCAUGAUCGUGACAUCUUGGCAGAAUCAAAUGGAAUAUUUGCCAAGUAUUUGAGCAAGAUCCUGGAAUUUUACUUUUCUUAUCAUCGCGAUGCAUACAACAUGAAAGGUGUAUACCUUCAUGACCCGACAACGAUUCUUGCAGCUGUGAAUCCUUCAUUAAUGACAUACACGGAGGGUGUUGUCAGAGUCCAGACAAGUGGUAUCACAAGGGGCCUAUCGUUGUUUUUCAACAAACAGAAAAGGUUUAAUGAAGAGACUGAAUGGUGCAACAAACCGACAGUGAAGGUGGCAGUUACUGUGGAUGCUCCCGAGGUAGUUAAAUUGGUUAUGGAACGUCUUAUGUAUUGAUAACUAACAUCCCCAACUCUCUAUUUCAAAGCCUUUGUUUCUGAAGAGGAACCUAAAGGUUCAAAAAUGAUAUAUUUUCUGUAUUUGUUUUAUAAUAAAACUUUUAUUGAUCAUUAGCAGCAA